AUUUAUCAAUACAUUUAUAUUUUUUAAUUGUAUAUAUUUUUUUCACUUUUUUUAAUGGAAACCAAGUAUUUUAAAAAUGAUAUUUUCAAAUUUCGCGGGCUGUAAAACCGCGCGCCGAGUAGGCCAAGUAGGCGGCUUCUUUAUCUCGGCGUGGUCCUAUUAUUUAUGUUGCCAGCCUAGCGUUGUUUUGGUCUAUUGAUAUUGAGUAUUGAAUCAAUACUAUUGAUAUAUAUUGUGUUUUGUGGGCAUUAUUUAAAUGUUAAAUAGCUAUAGUUAACAUGUUUGUUGGCAUUGAAUUUGAAAACGAUGAAGGAGUAGCUGUUGUAUGCAAUAGAUGGCUGACUCCGAGAAAAAAACAUGUACAAUGGCCACCAUAUAAACAACAACAUAAAUACAAUUUAGCACUUCAAAAACAGGAGAAAACAGGCGCCAAUUGGAAAACUUGUGCGGUCAAAAGAUUGUUUUUUGAAACUGAUGAUUUAAUAAAAGCUCAAUCUAAAAUUAAGAGGGCCCAAUUCACAUCCGAUUUCCAGUCCGACACUCAAUUAGAAAAUGAUGAUAAUUGCUUCAAAACUAAAAAUAAAAGAAUUCGAACAUUACCCAGUAGAUAUGAUGAUUACCAAGAAGUAUCCUCUGAUGACGAGGCUAUAAGCAAAUUUCAGCGCCCUCCUAUUAUUCAAAUUUCACCAAGUUGCAGUAAAUCAGGGUUCAAACCAUCACAAAUUAAUGACUUUGUUCCUUUACCAUCAACAAGCGCAAUUUCUGAAUCAGAAAACACAGACCGAUCUGUAUGUAAUCCACCUUUAAACAUAACCUUUGAACAAGAACCUAGGUUGGAUGGAAUUCAAGCCGAAGCCUUUCAGGGCAAACUAAUACGAUGUUUGUCUAAAAUAAUUGAUCAAAACAAGGAAAUUUUAUCAAUUCUGAGAAGUAAUUCAAAUAAUUCAGGAAAUAACAAACCAGAUCUUCCAGUUCCAAUACCAUUAAAAACACUGGAGGAACUAGAAGAACUGGAAAGACAUUUGGCCGAAAAGACUAAUCAGCAAUCAUUGUGUUAUUAUUUAGCAAGUCUGGAUAGAACCAACGUGUCAUCUGCAACUUCCUCUGCAUUAAGAUGUUGCCUUUCAUAUGGACUUGGUAAAGAUAUAAGUUUUUUGGGGACAAGAAAUAACAAAAAGGCUUUUAACAAUUAUAUAUUGAAAAAAGUUAUUGUUGAUGCAGUAAAAAUAGCAGUUCCGCAGGCAACCGCUAGAAACAUCGAGGACCAGAUCAAGAACUGGCUAAAACGAUCCCCAAAAAAUUAUUUUGCUGCACAAGAGAAAUUGAACAGAGAAAACGAAAAUUCUGAUAAAACUUCAAAUGUAAGUAACCUUUUGGUACCUUCUAGAAGUGCUGUGCAACUUUCCAAUGCUAAAAGCAAUAAUGUUGAAACUCACUUCAUUGAUGAUACAGUUGAUGAUACAGUUGAGACAGACACUCGCGAUGAUUCUUUCAAAAUUAAAGAGUUUCUGGCGUCUUUAGAAACAAAUGAAAUUGUUUAUAAUUUAGAUGUAAUCGGUAAUUUAGUUUGCGGGUCAGAACAUGUUGCUGAAAAUAAUGCUUCUCCUACCUCUAAUACUAGUAAAAAUAAUGUUACUCUAUGUGAUAAAUUAAGACAUUGGACAAUUACCUCUAAACCAACCCACAAUAGCAUCACCAAAUUACUUCACAUUUUAUCACCUUUGCAUCCCGAUCUGCCAUUAGACAGUCGCACGUUAUUGGGAACCCCAACUAAAAUAAAAGUAGAAAUUUUAGACACAGGCAAAUAUUGCCAUUUAGGAUUUAUUACUGUAUUGGAACAUUUUCUCAUAAACAAUCCUACAUUUUCAAGCAAUAUUUUAGAAAUUUGUUUCAAUAUAGAUGGCUUACCGCUUUUUAAAAGUUGCAACGGUCAAAUUUGGCCAAUAUUGGGUCAAGUAAAAAAUUGUCCCACCCACCCAUUUCCUAUUGGAAUUUUCUAUGGUAAUUCAAAACCCAAACCUCUAGAGCUGUUUCUUAAUGAUUUUGUUUUGGAAGUCCAAAAUGCUAUUUUGGAAGGUUUCAAUUAUAAUAAAAAACAAUAUUUUGUUAAAAUAUUUGGGUUCGUUUGCGAUGCGCCAGCGCGAGCUUUUUUAAAACGCGUUAAAAACCACGGGGGAUAUGCAGCUUGCGAGAAAUGUACAGUUUACGGAGAUUUUAAUAACGGAAGGGUGAUUUAUGAUAGUACAUCCGCUCCCAAAAGAACAGAUGAAACUUUUGCUAAACAGGUAGACGAAGAUCACCAUCUAGGCAUUUCGCCUUUGGUCCAUCUUCCUUUUGGAAUGGUCAGCCAAUUUCCGCUUGAUUACAUGCAUAAUGUGUGCCUCGGUGUCGUCAAAAAGUUGUUAAAUCAUUGGAUUGCAGGACCUCUUAACGUCAGAUUGUCAAAAGAAUUACCUCGAUGGAAAGCCACAGAGCUAAGAACUUUCUUACUAUAUGUGGGGCCAAUAAUAUUAAAAAAAUACAUAGAUUUGGCGAUUUAUGAGCAUUUUAUGCUGCUGCAUUGCGCUAUUAACAUAUUAAUUUCUGAAACAGCUUUAGUUAAAUUGGGAGUAGAUUUUGCAGAGACUUUACUGAACACUUUUGUUAAUCAUUCUUCAUUCUAUGCUUUCCCAUAUGAAAACUUUUUAAAUAAAAUAAAAAAUUUGGUGAAAUCAACAAAUCAUCCGUUAACUGAAAUACAUAAUCGUUUAAUUGAAAGCUAUAAUGUACUAUCAACUGAAGAACGUAAUUCAGAUAAAUGGGAUCUCAAAUUUCCGCACAACUUAGGACCUUUAAUUAAUAGUAUACAUGUUUGCAGACAAUAUAAAAAAGUAAUUUUGAGGAAUUUUACUUUAUCAACCCAUUCUUAUUCAGUCGCUAACUGUUAUUGUCUAAUUGGCAAAUCUACAUCACAAUAUAUUGUGCAAAUUCAAAAUAUAGUUUAUCUUAACAGUAAUUCGGUUAUAAUAAUAGGUAAGAAAUUUAAUUUUCAAACGUUUUUUUACACUUACCCAAUUAAAUCAUCCGAAUUAAACAUAUAUUUGAUAUCAGAUCUGUCUACAAAUUUAAACAAUUGGCCAUUGCAAGAGGUAAUUGCCAAAUGUAUUGUGUUUCCAUUAAAUGAUGCGGAAAGUGUAUCCUUCACUCACUAUCUGAAUAAUGAGUGA
Messenger RNA from Brassicogethes aeneus, 3206 nucleotides. Lineage: Eukaryota; Metazoa; Arthropoda; Insecta; Coleoptera; Nitidulidae. The record is from the annotation of a GenBank genome assembly.